This is a messenger RNA of Zootermopsis nevadensis, 1670 nucleotides long. Lineage: Eukaryota; Metazoa; Arthropoda; Insecta; Blattodea; Termopsidae. The record is from RefSeq and is a predicted model, not a curated record.
AGCCUUGCUGGCGUUGUCAGAAAAGUCAUCAGUGGAGUAUGCAAUACAUGUGGCGAUAGGAAGAUGAUGCAAUAAUGUUAAAUGUGUAAUUUUCAGCAAAUCAGUAGCGGCUUUAUUAUUUCAAGACCGAGUGAUAGCAAAUUAAUCUGUUUUUGAUAUAUUAAAUAUCGAGCUCUUAAAAAUGGCUGAAGAAGACUCGAUCUUUGACCCAACGUUGAAGAAGAAGAAAAAGAAAAAGAAGACAACUUUUGACAUUGAUGCUGCCUUAGCUGAAGUUACAAUGCCUGACAGCAGUGAAAAUACAGAUCAGAUGUCUACGGAUAAAGAGAAUUCGGAACCUCCACAAACUGACAAUGAAAUUAAGGACAUGGAGCUCGAUGAUGGAAACCUAGAUCUCGAAAAUUUUGGCAAGAAGAAGAAGAAGAAAAAGAAGCCAUUUAACAUGGAAGAAUUGGAUGGAGCCCUUCCAGAGCCUGGCAGUAAAUUAAAGGAGGAAGGGAACUUGGAAAUUGAUGGAAAUCAGGAUGAAAGUUUAGUAGAGGAUAGUUUUGAUCUUGAUAUGGAUUUCUCUAAGACAAAAAAGAAGAAAAAGACAAAGAAGAAAGAUUUAGAUGAAUUCAUAGCCGAAGAUGAGAAAAAGAAAGCCGAGGAUAAGGAUAAUGGCCUCACUGAGACUGAAAGGAAACCAGAAUCUGUUGAAGACAGCCAAACUGCAUGGUUCGGACAGGAUCGAGAUUACACGUAUGAUGAGUUGCUCACGCGAGUGUUUGACAUCAUGCGAGACAAGAACCCAGACAUGGUGGCUGGAAAGAAGCAGAAGUUUGUCAUGCGUCCUCCCCAAGUUGUGCGUAUAGGAACAAAAAAAACAUCUUUUGCCAACUUUACAGAAAUAUGCAAGACGUUACAUCGGCAACCGAAACAUUUACUUGACUUCUUACUGGCAGAAUUGGGUACUAGUGGUUCUGUGGAUGGGAACAGCCAGCUCAUUAUAAAAGGGAGGUUCCAGCAGAAGCAAAUUGAAAAUGUCCUGAGGCGGUACAUUAAAGAGUAUGUUACGUGUCAUACGUGCCGCUCACCUGACACCAUUCUGCAGAAGGACACUCGCCUUUUCUUCUUACAGUGUGAGACGUGCGGAUCUCGGUGUUCUGUAGCCAGCAUCAAGUCGGGCUUCCAGGCUGUCACUGGGAAGAGAGCUGCUAUCAGAGCAAAGAAUGCAUAAAUAUUGGAAUGUGUGUAAAUUAUAUUCUGAACUAGGUUGGUAUACUGUAAGUUUCUUUAAGAAAAUUUCUAAUAACUUCUUCAUAUUUUACUUAUUUGCAAUGGAAAAAAAAAUAAUUGAAUAACAGCCGUUAGGUAGAACGUUAAGUAGUUGUUUUAAUAAUCCAUUUCACAUUUCAUAAGUGAAAAUAUUAAAUAGUACGUGGAAUAUUCCGGAUGUUCGUUUUAUAUACACGCGCGUGUAUGUAACGGUUACCUCGGCCAACGUGUUCGUCAUUAUCAGACGCUGAUACCGGUAGUCUGUGAAUUCUGUUGUGUUGAAAAUAAGUUUUGAUUGACUGUUCACACUUGCCAGUUGUCAUUAAUUCUCAUAAUGGUGGUGGAAAAGUCUGGUCAAGGCAACAGAUCCACAUUGUAAUAUGUUCUUACAAUAAACAUAUGAAGGGAAUGUU